This is a messenger RNA of Orcinus orca (killer whale), 2205 nucleotides long. It is a transcript of the gene CCDC27, whose product is annotated as coiled-coil domain containing 27. Lineage: Eukaryota; Metazoa; Chordata; Mammalia; Artiodactyla; Delphinidae. The transcript is spliced from 12 exons. The coding region runs from base 119 to 1969 and encodes 616 amino acids. The record is from RefSeq and is a predicted model, not a curated record.
UGGACCUGCACAUCCAUAACUGAGGCUGUGUUCCCCUCGACACCCUGCUCCAGACCCGGAGGAUAGGUCCAAGUCAUCAUUCAGGUGGCCAACCUUGGCCCUCUGCUCCACGUUCCCGAUGUUACCCAUCAGAGCCAGCACGCCCAAGAAGAAAAGUCUGGUGCCCAACUGGAUAGAGAAGGGCCUGAUCGUCCUACGGCAAGUGUCCAGCCGGAACGAACAGACCCCAGAAUGGAAACUUCGCCAAAAAGAGCGCUCCCUCAGCAAGUCAGCUCAGGCCAUCAACUGCUACUACAGGAAGAUGAGCGAUUUCAACAAGGACACCAGCCCCCAGGACAGCGGCUUCCUGUCUGAAAUGGAGGAGCUCUGGCACAAGUUUCUCACACGUCCGGGCUGUCCCCAGUUCAGCACCAGGUCCACGUCCAUGACCCACUAUGGUUCAGCCACGACUCUCGAUCUCCCCGAGGACAGGUGCAUCAGCUCUGAGACCUGGAAGGUGACUGAGGACCUGCUCUCUGGUCAGGAGGGCUUGGACAUGAAGGUGGACGGCUGCCAACUUCCCUUUAGUAAGAGUGCCUGCGAGUUCAAUUACCUUCGGAAGAAGAGUGAAGCCCAGGUGUUGAGCCCGGCCCCCAGCAACCUGGUCCUAGGGCAGAGCUACCCAAGGAACUGGGUACCUUGGUACAUCUCCGUCAUCCACGAGAAGGACCGGUGCCUGUUUGCACUGGGGAAGGAAGUCCAGCGCCUCUCCGAGCUGGAGGUGCAGGUUCAGACGAAAGACGAGGAGAUCCUGGCUCUCCAGGAGGAGAGGGAGGCCUUGAGAAAGCAGCUGAAAUGCCUCCUGAAGAGCAAAAGCCAGGAGGCCUCGCUGAGCGAGGUCAUGACGGAGUGGCCGGCGGAGUCGGAGCCGAAGCUGCAGGGGAGACUGAACACCCUUAGGACCUUCCUCGGAGGCAAGGAGGAGCCGGAGCACAGGCAGCAGAUGCAGGGAGAGCACGCCAUGACCGACAGAGGCAAGGACCUGGAAGGAGGCAGCUACGAGGAGGAAGAAGGCCUGGAAUGGGAGGCCGAGCUGGCGGCGGACGAGGGGGCGAGGGCCAGUGCCAGCAGGAAGGGGAUUCUGCAGGAGAAGGCGGCGACGGUGGUGGCCGCAGAGGGCGCCGCGGAGGGGGAGGCCGUGGGCGGGAAGAGGGCUGCCUCCAUGGCCCACACCUUCACGGGGGAGCUGAGAGCCCAGCUGGAGAAGCAUGAACAGCUGGUCCGGGAGUUCCAGUUCCAGCUCGAGAUCACGAGGACCAGACACUCCCUGGCAACAGGAGCCAUCAUGUCUUUACAACGACAAAUGGAAAUCCAAGAGUCCCAGCUGCAGAGCUUCAAAAUGGAGAACGAGGCCUUGCAGAAGGAGCUGCGAGAGCGGAAGCAGCAGCUGCAAGCCAUGUCCGACAAGUUCUCCAACCUCCGGGAAGACAAGAAACACAUGGAGAUGAUGGGACUGAUCGAGAAGGAAAACCUUCUCCUCCGACAGCAAGUGUCAGAGCUGGAGAAGGAACUGGUCAAGCGGGAAUGGACCAUCUCGGAGUUGGAGGCCAAGGUCAGCCAGCUGCAGGCCCAGGUGAACCAGAGCCAGGACUAUCUGCAGAGGCGGAAGCAGCUGCAGGAGGAGAUGCAGAACAAGAAUGAGAUGAUCCAGCGGGCGGAACAGCAGGCCCACGUGGCCCUGGAGAGCGCCCAGUCCAGGCUCGAAAGACUAAGAAACAAGAUCAUCCAGGCCACCUUCAACACCAUAGGAUUCAAGUCCUUGGCCACCGAGAUCUCUGACAAUGACAUCCUGGAAGCCUUGCAGGGGAUCAUCUCAGAGAGAACUGACUACUACAACCAGUUGAAACAGAAGGGGAUUAAAGUGCCCCCCCUGCAGCAGUCGGAGAUCUUAUCCUCACCCAGCAAGUCCAAGAAGAUAACCUCCAAGUAGGCCCAGCUAGGACCCCAGGCGCAGCCAGUCCAGUGGAGGCCAGGACCCAACCUGGGUGUGCCCUGUGUGCCCCCCUUCUCCUCCGUCAGCCCCCAUGGCCUCACCCUUGCGCCCAGAUUCAGAAUUACACCUGCUGUUGGCCACCGUCUCACCUUCUCCUUCACUAGCACACACAGGGGAGCUUGGGCUACAUGGACACCCCCCAUUCCAAAACUCACUCGUUGGGAUCAGCACAG